Messenger RNA from Strongyloides ratti, 300 nucleotides. RefSeq lists its product as hypothetical. The record is from RefSeq and is a predicted model, not a curated record. The coding region runs from base 1 to 300 and encodes 99 amino acids. The transcript has a single exon. Lineage: Eukaryota; Metazoa; Nematoda; Chromadorea; Rhabditida; Strongyloididae.
AUGGCUGAAUUUUAUGAAUGCAUGGACAAUUCAAGGAGUGGUGCACCACCACCACCGCCUCCACCACCACCACCACUUUCAAUUGAUAAAGAUCAUACAGAACAAAAUAAAUCAAAAUUAGCAACUUGUACAAAUACAAAUACAAGUCAUCCACCACCAUUAAAUGGGAGACGACAACAAGGAAAAAGUAAAGAACCAAUACCUGAUGCACCAAGAUUAAGUGGAAAUCCACUUUCUGGUGGUGAAGCAAUGAAAAAUAUGAGGAAAAAAAAAAAGGAAAGUUGUUGCACAAUGUUAUGA